Molecule: messenger RNA, 1166 nt
Organism: Metschnikowia bicuspidata var. bicuspidata NRRL YB-4993
Lineage: Eukaryota; Fungi; Ascomycota; Pichiomycetes; Serinales; Metschnikowiaceae
Gene: GRE3
Product: trifunctional aldehyde reductase/xylose reductase/glucose 1-dehydrogenase (NADP(+))
Exons: 1
Coding region: 11-967 (318 amino acids)
Cellular component (GO): cytosol
Molecular function (GO): D-xylose reductase (NADPH) activity
Source: RefSeq, a predicted model, not a curated record
CAAUUGAUCAAUGAGCACUAUCAAAUUGAACUCGGGCUACGAAAUGCCCCAAGUGGGCUUUGGCUGCUGGAAGGUGACAAACGACACUUGCGCGGAUACUAUCUACAAUGCCAUCAAAGUGGGGUACAGAUUGUUCGAUGGUGCCCAAGACUACGGAAAUGAAAAAGAAGUUGGCCAGGGACUCAACAGAGCGAUCGAUGAAGGAUUGGUGGCACGUGAUGAGUUAUUUGUGGUAUCCAAGCUUUGGAACAAUUUCCAUCACCCAGACAAUGUUGAAAAGGCCCUAGACAAGACAUUGGGUGACUUGAACGUCGAAUACUUGGACUUAUUUCUCAUCCACUUUCCCAUUGCUUUCAAAUUUGUUCCCUUUGAGGAAAAGUACCCACCUGGGUUCUACUGCGGUGACGGCGACAAAUUCCAUUACGAGGACGUGCCUUUGCUCGACACGUGGCGGGCUUUGGAGAAAAUGGUCAAGAAAGGUAAAAUCAGAUCCAUUGGUAUUUCGAACUUUUCUGGAGCUUUGAUCCAAGACUUGCUUAGGGGCGCUGAAAUUGCUCCCGCUGUUCUACAAAUUGAACACCACCCAUACUUGCAACAGCCCCGGUUGGUUGAGUAUGUGAAAUCAAAGGGCAUUGCUAUUACUGCCUACUCGUCUUUUGGCCCACAGUCUUUUAUCGAGUUAGAUCACCCUAAAGUAAAGGAAUGCGUCACUUUGUUUGACCAUGACACAAUUUUGUCCGUUGCCAGAGCACACAAUAAGUCUGCCGGCCAAGUUUUGUUGAGAUGGGCCACUCAAAGAGGUCUUGCAGUUAUUCCCAAAUCUAACAAGACAGAACGCUUGGUGCAAAACUUGGAGGUAAACGACUUUGACCUUUCUGACGCUGAGUUGAAGUCCAUCUCCAAGCUAGAUGUGGGGUUGCGUUUCAACAACCCUUGGGACUGGGACAAGAUUCCUAUCUUCCACUGAUCAUGACUUCUAAAUCUAAUUUUUUGGCGCUAAACUUUUUAAAUUCUGUUCUAGAUACUCAAUGAAAAGAUUCACCAUCGAUACUGUAGAAAAACUAGGCGAUUUCGUUUGAAGCUUAACUCCCAAGAAUAAAGUUCGGCGAAAAUGCUCGAUUUCACACGACUGUUCAGAUCGAGUCUAAUACGGCCUUCCUGCCAAG